Molecule: messenger RNA, 2625 nt
Organism: Trematomus bernacchii (emerald rockcod)
Lineage: Eukaryota; Metazoa; Chordata; Actinopteri; Perciformes; Nototheniidae
Product: metal transporter CNNM1
Biological process (GO): transport; magnesium ion homeostasis
Cellular component (GO): plasma membrane
Molecular function (GO): transmembrane transporter activity
Source: RefSeq, a predicted model, not a curated record
AUGUCCUUCAGUAGUUCAUUCAGCAUGAUGGCUGCGGAUGCUGCGGAUGCUCUCGGCUGCAUCCUGCAUCCGCACCGGCUCUCUCUCCUCUUCCUCACCGUCACCCUCUCCUCUCUGCCGGCCCCCACAGCAGCGCUGCUCGGUGUCCGGCCGGAGGACACCCAGAGCGGGGAGCUGUCCGUCCAGGAUGGGAUACUGAGGGCGAUCGAGGGGACCCGCUUCAUACUGAGGGUCUACUACUCCGCAGCCCCUGCUACGGAGCAUCCCAACAGCCUGAACAUCAGCGGCAGACCUGACGCUGCUCCUGCCGCUCCGUGGAUCGCGUUUAUAGAGGAAGCAGGGGGGGACAGUGGGGACACGGAGAAGGACAGGUCCACAGGGAAUCCGUGCGAGGACGAGGAUGCCCGGAGCUCUGACAUCGAGUUGCUGGGCUCUUUCAGAUCCACAUCAAGUCACAACUCAGUUUUGGUGGAGCUGCUCGCUAAAGACCUGCGCAGAGGCGAGCUCAUCAAAUACUACUCCAUGUGCGCAUUUGAUGGAGUGAAAUGGGAACAUUUCACCACCAAAGACUUCUGGUUGGCGGUGGUGGAGAGACCUCCGGAGGCAGAUGUUUGGCUCCAGGCGGGUGUUUCGGUGCUCUUGAUAGGACUGUCUGCCCUCUGCAGCGGGUUGAACAUCAGCAUGCUGGCUCUGGACCCCGUGGAGCUGAGGGUCCUGCAGAAUAGUGGCACAGAGAAGGAGCAGAAAUAUGCACGGAAGAUAGAGUCAGUGCGUAAACAUGGAAACUACAUCCUUUGCACCGUGGUGUUGGGAAACGUGCUUACAAAUACAUGCUUUGUGGUGUGGAUGUGCCAGAUUUUAGGAUUGACUGCUCUCUCAACAGCCUCAUGCACUUUGGGAAUAUUCUUCUUUGGAGAGAUUUUACCUCACUCCCUGGCGUCAAGGCACAGUCUCGCCAUCGCCUCAAAGACCCUCUGCGCGACCCGCCUGCUGAUGCUGGUGUUUUUCCCCAUCGCAUAUCCAGUCUCCAAGAUCCUGGACAUCAUGCUGCACCAAGAGAUCAGCAACUUUUACACCAGGGAGAAGUUGGUGGCCAUGCUGCGCGUCACAGAUCCGUACCACGACCUGGUUAAAGAGGAGCUGAACAUCAUCCAGGGGGCCCUGGAGCUGAGGAACAAAACCGUAGAGGACGUGCUGACCCCACUCUCUGACUGCUACAUGCUGUCCUCGGACGCUGUCCUGGACUUCUGCACCAUGUCGGACGUGAUGCAGAGCGGCUUCACCCGGAUCCCGGUCUACGAGAACGAGAAGUCCAACAUAGUGGACAUCCUGUUUGUGAAAGACUUGGCCUUCGUGGAUCCUGACGAUUGCACUCCCCUAAAAACUAUCACUCAGUUUUACAAGCAUCCCAUGCACAGCGUGUUCAAUGACACCAAGUUGGAUGUGAUGCUAGAGGAAUUUAAGAGAGGGAAGUCCCACCUGUCCGUGGUGCAGAGGGUGAACAGCGAAGGUGAAGGAGACCCCUUCUAUGAAGUGAUGGGCAUCGUCACCCUGGAGGACGUCAUAGAGGAAAUCAUCAAGUCUGAGAUUGUGGAUGAGACAGACCUGUUUACUGCUAAUCGGACCAAAAGGCGAGUGUCCCACCAGGAGAGGAAACCACAGGAUUUCUCCAUUUUCAAACUGGCAGAAAAUGAGCUGAAGGUGAAGAUCUCACCCCAGCUGGCUGCUCGCACACACCGCUUCUUGGCAACGGUGGAGCCUUUUAGGCCGUGUCUCCUGUCAGACAAGAUCUUGCUGCGUCUCAUCAAACAUCCCAGCGUUGUGCAGGAACUCAAGUUCAACCCCAAGAACAAACACGCUCCUCAACACUACCUCUUCACGAGAAACAAACCUGUGGACUACUUUGUCCUCGUUCUGCAGGGACGGGUGGAGGUAGAAAUCGGAAAGGAGGCUCUUCACUUUGAAAAUGGAGCUUUUCACAUUAUGGGCAUGCCAGCAGUCAUCAUGCCCCUGCCUAUUGGUCGGAGAUAUAGUUCCCGGGGCAGUGGUCUGAACCAAUCAGAAUCACUGCUGAGUGGAGGCAGUGCGGGUCAGCUCACUACAGGAGGGGGGGUCUACUUGCCAGACUACUCAGUCCGACAGCUAACAGACCUGCAGAUCAUCAAGAUCACCAGGAACCACUACCAGAACGCCCUCACAGCCACCAGGAUGGACAGCUCCCCUCAGACUCCAGACCCCCUUGAUCCUGAUGCUAAAGGGAGGCCUGCGGUCCCAGAGGUCCGCUCACACAGCAUCGCCCUCCCCCUCACACACACACACACUCGGCUGGGGCUGGCCCGCCUUGCACAUCUCCAUCCCCACGGUGGCCUUCGCAACACCUCCCAGCUCAAUGCGAGGAACCGAAUUGUUCGCAGCAAAUCUGACGGGCAGAGGAGUCCAAAUGAUACCGUGUUCCUCCGCUUGGACGAGAUUCCCUACAUCCACGAGGAUCGGCCGGAAACGUAUGGAGAGAAUGACGUGCCUACAGAGUCCCCGCCCUCUGCCUCUCCCUUCAUCAGCUCUCUGUCUCUGUCCAGCUCGGAGGAGAACAUUGGGAAGAAGCUAUUGCAUAAAUUGAGUGAGUAA